GUAUACGUUAUAUCUCUUAAAUAAAGGAUUAGAACGACGCGCGAGCCGCCAUGUCGCUCAGUUGUACUCAGUUAGGCAUCCUUGGCACUUUGCCACCCCAAAAUACAAUCAUGGCAAGAAGGAAGGCACAAAUGCGAAUAUGGCUAGGUUAACUCAUUUGUACAGCAAAGUCAAAGAUAGUUUAUACGUUGUCAUACUCGGUCACACUCCAGUUUUCUUGGAUGGAAUGUGAUGGAAUGUGAAGUAAUAGCACGAAGCGCACGAAGUAAUGAUACCUGAAAAUUUCGUUGGACUCUUAUCGUGUAACGAAUCGAAAAUAACUAUCCAGUACGAAUCGAUUCUCGAAGCGAUGCUUGACAUAAGCGAAAACACUACAAGUAGAUGGGGCAAUAGCUGCCAAAGUACAGAGAUAUUUCAGUAAUUCUGUUAUGAGGAAGAUAUUUUAAUCGUCACAUCAAUGGAAACAUGAAGAAGGAAAAAACGGCUGAUAACAGCCGACCCUAUAAAUUAGCUCAUCAAAUUUUGAGCUUGACUGGAAUAAGCUUCCAACGGAAAAGCAUAAUUGGUUUCGUCGAGCUGACCAUCGUACCGCUCAGGGACACUCUACGCCUGAUUAAGCUAAAUGCCAAGCAAUGCAGAAUCUACCGUGUUUGUUUAAAUGACACUUACGAGGCGCCAUUUCAGUACUUUGAUCCAUUUUUGGACAUUUGUCAGGGGGAUGGAAAACAACGAUCCUUGGAAUUUUAUUCCACUCAUCAUUUGGCCGCUGCUCAGCGAGUCGACCCAGAUAACAACUCUGGUGAAUUAGUCAUUCAAGUACCACCAGAUGCUGCUCAUCUAGUCGGAGAAGGAAGAGGUCUGAGAAUAGGGAUUGAGUUUUCACUCGAACAACCACAGGGUGGGGUUCAUUUUGUAUUACCGGACUGUGAAGGAAAUUUAGCUGAGAGAGGGGCACACAUGUACACGUACAGCUAUGAAAACUCAUCUCGACUGUGGUUUCCUUGCGUCGAUAGCUUUGCCGAGCCUUGUACCUGGAAGCUGGAAUUCACAGUUGAUGAUUCAAUGACGGCAGUUUCUUGUGGAGACUUGGUAGAAGUUGUAUACACUCCAGACAUGCGGAGAAAAACGUUUCACUAUGUUUUAAACACCCCUGCAUGUGCUCCGAACAUCGCUUUAGCCGUUGGGCCAUUUGAAAUAUUUGUCGAUCCCUACAUGCACGAAGUCACUCACUUUUGUCUUCCCCAACUUUUACCGUCUCUCAAAGUUUCAGCAAAAUAUAUGCAUGAGGCCUUUGAGUUUUAUGAAGAAACUCUUUCAAAUAGGUAUCCGUACUCGUGCUAUAAACAAGUAUUCGUUGACGAAAUUGAUGAGGAUAUCAACGCCUAUGCAACAAUGAGUAUUUUGAACACAAAUUUAUUACACUCUACAGCGAUUAUUGAUCAGGUUUACAUCACCAAGAAGGCUAUGGCGCAGGCAAUUGCCGAGCAGUUCUUUGGGUGCUUUAUUUCAAUGCAGAAUUGGUCUGACACCUGGCUUCCUAAGGGGAUUUCAACUUACCUAACCGGGCUUUAUGCAAAAAAAUGUUUUGGUAACAAUGAAUAUCGUGAAUGGGUUCAAUCGGAGUUGCAAGAAGUGGUUAAGUAUGAGGAGCAGUUUGGAGGAAUAAUAUUGGACCCCUCCCAACCGCCAGCCCCCUUGCCUAUUGCUGCUAACACGCCAGCUCCGGUACCAAGGGUCCCAGAUCCAGGGUUUUACUUUCCGAUCAGAAAUCUCCACACCAUGUCGCCUAAGUACAUCGAGGUACUACGGAAGAAGGCACACUUGGUCAUUAGAAUGUUGGAGCACAGGAUCGGACAAGAACUUCUUUUGCAGGUGUUCAACAAGCAAUUAUCUCUGGCCGCCAAUGCUGCGCAGCAGAAAAUUGACUCUGGCUUAUGGUCGCAUAUGCUGAUCAGCACAAAUGUAUUUACAAAGGCGAUUUUUACAGUCACCGGUAAAGAUAUGGCUGUGUUCAUCGAUCAGUGGGUCAGAACAGGUGGUCAUGCGAAAUUCAGCCUUAGCUUCGUUUUCAAUAGAAAAAGGAAUACCGUAGAGUUGGAAAUUCGUCAAGAUACAACAAACCAGAGAGGCAUAAGAAAAUACGUUGGCCCUUUACUGGUGAACAUUCAAGAACUGGAUGGUACUUUUAAACACACGCUACAGAUUGAAGGCACUGUCGCUAAAGCAGAUAUAACUUGCCACAGCAAAAGUAGACGAAAUAAGAAGAAAAAGAUUCCUCUCUGCACUGGAGAAGAGGUCGAUAUGGAUCUGUCAGCUAUGGACGAUUCACCAGUACUCUGGAUCCGAUUAGACCCGGAAAUGACGCUUAUGCGAGCGGUGCAAAUCGAGCAACCUGAUUAUCAGUGGCAAUAUCAAUUAAGACAUGAAAGAGACGUUACUGCUCAAUUGGAGGCCAUCGAGGCUCUUCAAAAUCAUUCUACUCCUGCUACUAGAUUAGCUUUGACUGAUACGAUUGAAAACGAACAUUGUUAUUAUAAAGUCAGGUGUCGAGCCGCUCACUGCUUGACAAAGGUGGCUAACGCAAUGGUCGCGACAUGGGCUGGUCCUCCAGCUAUGUUGGCAAUUUUUAGAAAAUUAUUCGGCUCUGCAUCUUGUCGAAGAAUUAUAAAGCAAAAUAACUUCACUAAUUUCCAGCAUUAUUUUCUACAGAAGACAAUACCCGUCGCUAUGGCUGGCUUGCGCAACGCACAUGGCAUAUGCCCGCCAGACGUCUUGACUUUUUUGAUGGACUUAUUCAAGUAUAAUGACAAUAGUAAAAAUCGCUACUCGGACAAUUAUUAUAGAGCUGCUUUGGUUGACGCCUUAGGGGCGACUGUUACUCCAGUGAUCAGCGUGCAACAAGGCACGGCUAUUACUGCAGAGUCGCUGUCGAUAGACACAAAAGCCAUUCUUGAAGAAGUAACGAGGAAUUUGAAUUUAGAGAAACUGCUGCCAUGUUACAAGUACACGGUCAGCGUCGCGUGUUUGAAGGUCAUAAGAAUAUUACAGAAAUUUGGACAUUUACCUAGUAAUCCGCAUUUAUUCAGAGCUUACGCUGCAUAUGGACAAUUUAUUGAUGUUCGGUUAGCUGCAUUGGAAGCAUUGAUAGACUUUACAAGAGUAGAUGGCAAAUGGCAGGAUAUGGAGUUCUUACUCGACAUGGCAGAAAUGGAUCCUCACCCUGGGGUGCGGCACAGAUUAGUUAGGCUGAUUGUGGAAAACCCACCAUUUGAAAGAGCCCAUAAACAUAGACUGGACAAACCUGAUCUUGUCGAUCGUAUUUGGAAUUUGAUCAACGGCAUGCUGUCUCACGAUACAAAGCUGAGGUGCGACUUGGUUGAUCUCUACUAUACCUUGUAUGGCAGUAAACGACCUCUCUGUAUACCAAUUCCAGAGCUUGCGGCCAUCACCAAACCGAGAAAAGUCGGACCUCAUAUUAGCCCAGAGCGUGAUAUACAACCAAACCCGGUCAAUGUGAACCUCGAAACUCCACCUGACAUUGAGGUCGUGCUUGUUCAGAAUAAAAGGAAAGCUUCUCCGAGUAAGGACCUACCUGGUCCGUCUAAUAACAUGUCUUCUGAGUGUGGCCCUGAAGCUAAAAAACAAAAGGAUGAUAAAACCCCGGGAUCAAACGAGGGUAAAGUUAAAUCGGAAUACUACAGUGACAACUCUGCAUCCUUGCCAGGAAUUAUGGGCACGCAGGGCCCUGUUGGUUUCGAGCCUGGGAUGUUCAAGAAAGAACAGGAGGACCACAAACAUAAGGGAGAUUCUGCAAAUAAGGGUAAGAAGAAGAAGAAAGACAAGAAGAAGCACAAACAUAAACACAAGCAUAAACAUGAUCACAAGCAUGGAAAAGACAAGGAUAAAAAAGAGAAGGAUAAAACUAAAGAUAAAGAUAAGGACAAGGAAAAGGACAAGGACAAAGAUAAAGACAAGGAUAAGGACAAAGAAAAGGAUAAGGACAAAGAUAAUAAUAAAAGCAAGGAUAAGGAUUCAAAUAAUCUCAAAAUUAAAGAUGAGACCUUAAGUUCGGCUAGCUCGAGUCCAAGUCCAGACGCGAGUACUGUUACAUUAGAAUUCGUUUUCCCAUGAGAACAGAAUAUUUUUAUUCCAGAUAAAACAAUUACUUACCAAAUAAUUAUUGUAUUAAAUACCUUUGUACGCUCUUUUAUGCACAAUAGAAUUUUUUUUUUCUUAUGA
This is a messenger RNA of Neodiprion virginianus, 4239 nucleotides long. It is a transcript of the gene Taf2, whose product is annotated as transcription initiation factor TFIID subunit 2. Gene Ontology annotation, molecular function: metallopeptidase activity; chromatin binding; zinc ion binding. Gene Ontology annotation, cellular component: transcription factor TFIID complex. NCBI's taxonomy places the organism in Eukaryota, Metazoa, Arthropoda, Insecta, Hymenoptera, Diprionidae. The record is from RefSeq and is a predicted model, not a curated record. The transcript has 19 exons. Gene Ontology annotation, biological process: transcription initiation at RNA polymerase II promoter. Bases 466 to 4131 code for a protein of 1221 amino acids.